This is a messenger RNA of Ostreococcus tauri, 6534 nucleotides long. Its product is annotated as unnamed product. The record is from RefSeq and is a predicted model, not a curated record. Gene Ontology annotation, cellular component: Dsl1/NZR complex; endoplasmic reticulum membrane. The transcript has a single exon. The coding region runs from base 1 to 6534 and encodes 2177 amino acids. Lineage: Eukaryota; Viridiplantae; Chlorophyta; Mamiellophyceae; Mamiellales; Bathycoccaceae. Gene Ontology annotation, molecular function: SNARE binding. Gene Ontology annotation, biological process: retrograde vesicle-mediated transport, Golgi to endoplasmic reticulum.
AUGGCGACGGGUGAGAGUCGUACGCUGUACGAUGCCUACGCGCACUGCGAGCGAGACGAGGAACGAGACGACGAGGUCGAGGACGAGCGAGAACGGUCGCACGUGUCGUCGUCUUCCUACACGCUGUCGACGACGAGCGAGUUCGGAACGUCCACGAACGGGUCGAUCGAUCAACACGUAUACGUCAUAAUCAGCUCCGACAAUGGUUCGUGCGUGACGUACGCCGAGAAGGAUGACUUUGGGAUCGCGCGCGGAAGGGCCGAAGCGAGAGACAACGCGAGCGAACCAGGGGAUGAAGUCGAAGGAACUCUGACCCGAUGGAGCGGUGAUGGGCGAUUGUACGCGUGUGCGAGAGGUGAUGGACGCGUAUACGUGUGUACACGCAUCGGAGAGAUCGUCUGGCGUGCGAAUCGAGCGUCAGGAGGAAGAGGUGUCGCUGGUUGUGCGCUCGCGCUCGCGCGUGGACGAGACGCAAGUGAGGCAUCGACCUCGUACGAUCUUUUGAGCGUUAAUCUCAAAGGAGCGCCCCUGCUGACUCGAGCUAGGAUAACGCUCGACCGUGAGCAAAAUGCGAGGGAGUCCGCGGCGGAAGACUCGAUGAGUCUUGCGAAAAAGCUCAAGUGGGCAGAUGGCGCCGAGUGGGUGGAACGAGAACGCACGUUGGUUGUUGUCGGACUCGGUCGCUCAUCGACGGGUUCGCUCAUCACCACUUGGAAAUACGAUCAUACCGAUGAUUUUACGAACUUGCGAUGUGCGCGCGUCAUAGACUGCGGUGGAGACGUCGUUCCAAGACGAAGUCUAUUUCGAUCGCCGCGUCGAGCACGUCUCGCAGUUCGACUGAUGGAUGGGUCUUUAAGCGUCGCCACGACGUCAGUGAACGGAUCUUUGAGCACCUUCAUCGCAUCGAACGAUGGUGACGAGGUGAUCAAACGGAUCGAAUCGCGAAGCGAUGUCGUCUCAGCCGCGUGGUGGUCACAGACAUCACUAGCAGUGGCGACGAAGGAUGGAACUCUCACUGUGAAGACGUUUCCAGACGACAUCAACGUGUUAGGGGACGAGCCUGAAUCCUUCGAUUCGAUUCAUGAUUUAGUUUCUGCGCCUAAAUUUGUCGACGGUGUCGAGCGUGGUCGACUUUUGCUUCUAGAGCGUACCGGGCGAGGAGGAUGGAGACUGAUCUCCAUCAACGAAAGAACAUCUUUAGAGAUGUUGAAUUCGCGCAUGGACUCGGAAGAAUGGGGCGUGGCGCUUACCUUGGCGCGUCAGCACGGUUUGAACACCGAUAUCGUGUACAAGACGCGCUGGGUGCGCUCACGCGUGACGACGGAAGGAAUAACAGACUGGCUAUCGCGAAUUAGUGACCGCGCGUGGGUCGCCGUCCAAUGUCUUACCGCUUGUGCGGAAACGUAUGAGAUUCAGCGACACGUUUUGGUUUAUGGAUUGAAGGAAUCUGACGCACAAGCAAAGAAAGCAAGGCAACAAAAAUCGGAUACUGGAGACGAACCAGAAUGGAGUUGGUGGGUCAAAGUGCGCAUAGCCUUGCUCGCCGCUCUCGACCGUGCAGACACGGUGCGCGAAAUCACCGGGGGUGGUUUUUCUGCACAGCUUUACUCGAUUUUGCUACAUUCACCAAUUCACGAGGCCGCUUUAAAUGCUGCUUACACGAACGACAUGACGACGCUCGGAGUGAUCGUCAAGCGCCACGCAUUCGGCGUGAGCGGAGUAGUUUUUGAUGUUCUCUCUGCUCUUCCUGAGACCGCGGACGUGGCCUCAUACGAAAAUCUCCUUCCUUGGUCCGAACACUACGUCAAUCGCGACGGACCUGCGCAAGUGGCCGGGCGUCGUGCUAGAGACUGGGCUGAGUCGACUCGUUUCCUACAACACAUAUUAGAAUUGAACGAAACACGCGCGAGGGAUGACGCACAUGCCGCUGGGAUUUCACUCGAAGUUGCUCAGCUUUUGGACGAUUUAGUCUCAAGAGAGUGGCUGCUAACAGCGACAGAGGAAUUGUGCAAACUUAAAUCCAAUGGUUCGUUCGCACGUCCGUCGGCUCAAGAAAUGGAAACCUGGGCGAUUCAACGUUCAUGCGAAAUGGACAAUUUUAUGGGAUCACUCGGCAGUGCGCGCGACCUUCUCGAUUCUGCAUCACGCGGCUUGAGAACGAGUACACUGAGAGAGUGUGCGAUCGUUUCCUCGAUCCUGGAGUCCGCGGUGCGCGUGAUAUUCGAUCUGGAUAGCGGCCGCAUGUGUCAGAUGAGUUUGGAAGAAUAUUUCGAGAGCGAUGCGUUUGAAAAAUUGUCAGUCAUGCUGUCCAUGGUGACCUCCGAGAACAUGGCGCAACUGCUACCCGGUCCCGUUCGCGAUCUUCUUAAUCAUGUUCGCGUUUCUUCAGAAGAAGGCCCCGAGAUCGUGAGAGAGAUGCUUCAGCGUUGGAUCCUGGGAGCGAUGGAGACGGGGCAGCUCAAGCUCGUUACGCACACCGUGUCAUGGUUGUCGUCAUCCGUUGAGAACUUGGAAAUAGCGGGCGGUGCGGACGCAAUAGCAGCGGUCACGAUCGAAGCUUUAUUAUCUCGUGCCGCUGUGGACGACACUUUGGUGUCAGAGUCGGCUGAGAUGCUCAAUGAAUUGCCCGUGACAAUCACAGAAGUGCCCAUGGCAAAGAAAGCUAUAGCUCGUCUGAAUGCGUGCAGGACGUUGCAGGAGGCAAAGGUUCGAGUGACGCUAAAUGAAGUUAUGAAUGCUGAACAAGACGAAACGAGCGCAUUGAAGCUUUUACAAAACUUCAUCGACAGCGUCGUAGCAAAUACCGCAAUGCCACGGUGGGCAGAGUUGUGGGCACAUGUUCAUACAUUGCAGUCCGGUGCCUUUCAUCGUUCCAUGACACACGAGCAGGCACUCGGCGAGAUUCUUCGCGCACAACUGCGUAAUAAAGAUUGGAAUCACGCGAAGCGCCACAUACCUGAAGGUGGUACGGCUGGUGCCGUGGGCGCGCUUGUUGGAGGAUUGAAAGAGCUUGGUGGCGCUGUGUCUGCUAUUCUCCCAGCAGUUGCGGCAGAAGGCAUCAUAUGUGACGUCUCGGACGAAUUCCUUGCUCGAGCCGAAGACGUUGAAGAUGAGGCUGCGAAAGCAGCAGAGAGUUGCCUUCUAUUGAUGCCCACGCGAGACGCUUGCAGGAAGAAGGUUGAAUUCUUUGAGGCUUUACGCUAUCUCGCCGAAAACCAUGUAAAUCGCGCACCGCGUGCAGUUACGCGACACGUCGCUCUAGAGUUGGUUUUAGAAGCCGUUAGUAAGAGUGAUGAUGCGUAUCGUGUACCAGACGUUUUGCAAGGCGUUGUCGCCAAGCUCGGUGUGUACGAUGAAAAUGCGCAAUUGUCCAUCUUACUCGCCACCGGAUCAAGAGCGUUCGAGUCAGGUGAUAUCGAAAUGGCGCAGGCAACCGCAUUACGCCUGACAAAGCGUAGGUACAGUCACGCUUGGAAGCUAUGUGCGGAUGUCGCGCGAGCCAUUCCAACUGAAAGCGAACACAAUAUCAUGAAAGGUACACUCCUCGCGUUUGCGUUGGUACACGCUGAACAAGACGUCCUUGCGGCACUUUUGAGCGACUGGCAGGCGUCGCAGACGCAUCGAAUGCUCGAGGUAUUUGCGGAUUCAAGACACGGAUCUAUCGUUGACGACAAAGUAAAUUAUGAAGAUUUACUGUCAAACGCUUGCGGAGAUUCCUCGGUCGACACGAGCGUUCGACCGGCAAUCAAACUUCUCGCUAAGAGAUCUACAUUCGGCAGAGCUCUCGACUUGAUAUUCAGAUCGAAUGAUGAGAAAGCCAAAGAAGCUGCUAGCGCAAUCUCUUACGCGCUCGGUGUUCAUGGAUCGAAUGUAUCCGACGACGUGCUAUCUAAAGUCGCUCAAAGCUCCAUUGCGGCAGCGAUGGCGAGCUGUGAUACGGAUGCGUUGGGCUCCGAAAACCCUCCAGCUACGAUGUGGUCAUCUAUGGCCGUUCUAUUGACAAUGAGAGACGCCUCAAAAGUUGCUAACGUCAUAGAUGAAGUCGCUAACCGCAUCCAAGAUCGAUCGAAGUUGCAGAUGGUGUUAAACGUCGGUGCUUGCGUACACGCGUUACGUGCGCUUCGUCCGUCCUGGGAUUCCAUCAGCCUUAAAACACCAGUGAGCAUUUCCGCGCUUGUUGAACUGGUCGGGAAAAUUGAAAGACCCGGACCUGCGAUCCGGUCGGACGUCGAAUUGCUCAAGCAAUACAGAUCGUCCCUCGGCUCUGUGGUUGAUUCGGAAUGGCUGCGUGAGAUGAUCCCAGAGGUCGAUGCUGGUGCGUUCGCUUCGGGCGACGUGGAAUACCGUAAGCGUUCGAUCAUGGCCCUUGCAGCCGGUAGCUCUAGCUCGAUGUCUGGCGUUGAAGCACUCGAGAACGCGCUUAGGCUUGCGGAUGUGUACGACGUCGACUCAUACGACGUGUACUCUGCGCAUGCUGCGAUUCUGGCGAGUGAGGACUCUCUGGAAGUACGACGAACGGCCGCGAUUUUAAAAGAGAAACUUCCGACGAGGCCACAUGAAAGCGUUGAGAUGCUACAACGGUCCAUCUGGAAGACGUUACCGACGAAUGGGAAAUGCGCCAUCGAAUCUGCCUCGGCUUACUUCGACGUUCUCGGUGCGUGCGAUGCCACAAAGGCGCAAACAUUGCAUGACACAUCCGUUGCGCUGCAGGACCUCGCACGCGCGUGUGAUGGAUUUGAUCUGCACGUAUUCGUGAACGCCAAAGGAGACGCUCCCGAGGGAGGGUUGACGGCGGCCCUGGCUGAGAUUCAGCGUGCGACAAGCAGCCAUUCCGACUUCCCGCAAUCCACCGUGACAAACAUCAUCGCAGCUUUGAAGAAAUUCCCGAGCGAAAUUUCAACGAUAAGCGCCGAAGAUGUAUUUUUUGCCGUCGCGCGUGGCGUCUUGUCGCCACCGUCCGGUGCUCUCAGAUCAAGUCCAGAUCAACGUUGGAGCGCGCUCGAGCCAGUUUUGACACGUCUGGGUGAAGCGCACCUCAUGGAAAUUGCCAGGGUGCUAAGUGGUGUGCCCUCGCCGAAUGCACGUAAGGAGUUGCAAGUUUUCGACGGAGAGAUUUCUUCGAGAACUCGCCUCAAGGUUUUGGAAGAUAUCUCCCGUGUCAUAGGCGCUGAAAAGUGUCCCAAUAUUCGAACAGCGAGAGACAAUCUGCACCUCGUCAUUCGAAUCACUGAAGAAAUUCCUGGACUCCAUCCCGCGCUGUUGAGAUUGCUUGACGAAUCACUGCGCUCUGGAUGCGAUGUCCAGGACAUAUGUAAACAGUGGGUGGAGAAUUGUGCGACGUUCGGGCAAAUUUCAACGCUCGCCGCCAUCGUGGAGACUGCUCGAUCUGACCAAAAGGUGGAUGUGUUACUGGCGGUUUCAAGUGCGCUGAGCGACGCGCUGCUACGUAUUCAAGACGAUCCGUCGCAACUUUCGACAAUCAUUCGCAAGACACUCGGAGGUGGUUCACCCAAAGACGAACGACUCGCCGCGGCCCGGUCCAGCGCGUUUACGACCCUCGAACGAUCUGUCGGAGUCGCGACGCCAGUGGCGCGAGCGGAGAUUCUUAAAAUUUUGUCAGAACUCGCCGGAGGAAGUUGUGCGUCGUGGCCGGGAUGGCGAAGUCAUCACGACACCAGCAAAGGUGUGAUGCGUGUGCUGGCAAUGCGCACUGGAGCCUUGCUGGCACCCUUCGGACUGGAAUCACCUGAUGAAGCCAGCCUUUGUGACGUCAAGGCCAUGUGCGCUUACUUUAAACGAGACCUCGUGAGCGCAAAAGUUCCAUUCACGGUUCUGUCCGAAAUACUCAUCCUUUGGGAAGAUCCGCCUAAGAGAACGAAAUCAACGCUGAAGCCAUGUUGGAUUACCCUCUUGACACGAGGCGUGCGAGAAGGUGACGCGACGAUGGAUAUUGUUGCUGAACAAGUUUUUUAUGCCAGUCGUCAUUCGCGCUGGCUGUCGGACGAGGAUUUAUCGCAAUUAUUGGCAGAGACAAAGGCCAGCGAUGCCGCGCGCGACGGAGCGGUCAUCGCCAAACUUUCAUUUCUUCUCGGUCGAGCGUUCGACGAAGCGUCUACUCUCGCGUGGGAUGCCGAGGCGGUCGCUUUUGCCUUGCACGGAAAUCAGAUUUCCGCGCUGUGCGCCGCGUCAUCAGACGCAUUCGACAUGAUCGUAUCCGCGGCAUUUGAUCACGAACGAGGACGUGAAGUCCUCAUUCCACAUAUCAUCGCGGCGUUGACGCGCGCGAGCAUGUACGAACAGGCUGCCUCUCUCGCGGUCAAGUUGACGUCGACGCAUCCCAUUCUUGCCGCGGAUUUCGAGACGCGCUUGGCGAUCCUGCGCAAGCAACUGUACGCCCGCGCUCAAAAACGCGAAGCGCCCGGAGCCAACUCAACGCCACGAACGGCUUUCGAGCGCUCGAUAUGCAAGCUCUCUUCGACUCUUUCGAGCGUCAGCGCGUCGGCGAGUGGCGCGCUCGAGAUGGCGCUUUCGUGA